Molecule: messenger RNA, 894 nt
Organism: Formica exsecta
Lineage: Eukaryota; Metazoa; Arthropoda; Insecta; Hymenoptera; Formicidae
Product: soluble lamin-associated protein of 75 kDa-like
Exons: 5
Coding region: 117-788 (223 amino acids)
Source: RefSeq, a predicted model, not a curated record
GAAUUAUUCUUCUUAUCAGUUAAUGAGUUCCGUUUUUCUCGCCGUGCACAAUCUAGUCGAAUAUUUCUCGCUUAUCACAACCGUCGUUCGCCUCUUCGAUCUGCUGUCUGCUCAAGAUGAUAUGCUCGAGGUGCGCAAAAUGUGUUCGGACCGAGACGAUCCGGCUUGAUCUGCGCAGUUUGAAUAUUCAAGGCGACGUCCGUCGUGUAGAUUGCAUCGAUGGCGAUCACUUCAUAAAUAUAGUGUUAAAUGGCGAAAUAAUCGAUGUUAAUAAUAUCUGUAGCGAUCGACUCGUAGAUGAAUGGCGGCAAGUCCAGUCGGAUCGCGAUAAGGUGCUCUACUACAUAUUGAGCCAGAUUGUUUAUCCAAACUUCGACGCGCCACGAGCAGAGAAAUUCGAAUCGUUGUACGCUCCGGUAGAUGAGCACGAUAUUGUAUCACUGAGAUGGUAUAAGGGAAAAGCGAUUGGGUUUUAUACUGUUAAACCUACAGGUACAGAAAUAUUCUCGACGAAAGAGAGAUAUGUGAUGCCCAUAAUGGACACGGCAUACAUUCGUUCAGAAUAUAGAAAUCGGGGUUUUGGUACAGAAAUCUUAUCGGACAUGAUCGCGCGUUUUCCGAAUGAAGAUAUUGGCUUUUCUAAGCCAAUCUCAAACGGCAUGUUAAAAAUCCUGAAAACAUUUCUGAUGAAUCAUAAAGAAUAUCGAUUGCGUUUCUGGGAAAUUGCAGAUUGCGAUAUCGGUGUGUCUCAGCAAUUGAUAUGGUGUCGUUUGAAAAAAUGGCAAUGACAUAGUUUUUAUGACAAAAAACGAUUAGAAUUUAUUAUAAAAACCAUCGUAACGACAUAACAGAAUAUUUAUAUAUAUUUUUAAUUAUAUUUAUAUGCAUGCAUAC